This is a messenger RNA of Effrenium voratum, 2322 nucleotides long. NCBI's taxonomy places the organism in Eukaryota, Dinophyceae, Suessiales, Symbiodiniaceae. The record is from the annotation of a GenBank genome assembly.
AUGCCGCGGGAGUUGCGCUUGGACUAUGCCGGAAACUCAUAUCGCUGGUUUGAUGUGGAUGAGAUGCUGCGCGUCCAUGGCGGGACUUUAACUCGAACGCUGACCCAGGAUAUUGAACAGCACUUCCAGGUCUCUGCAAGCCAUCAAGUGCUUUGCGAUGUGGAAGGGCCACUGACCAGCCAAGCUGAUUUGCGGCGAGUUCUCCUGGGGGUGGCACCUCGACUCUGGCUUUUCGACAUCCGGUACGUGGGCGAGAAUCUUAGGAAGCAGUGCGAGCAGCGAGGACGCAUCCAGUGUGAGGAUUUGUGUCCAGAGCUGGACAAGGCAACGGCGACACCUCGCUCACAAGGCUCCCCGGAGAGCUGCAGUGAUGCGCAGACCCAGACCGAGCCCAGGGCCGGAACUCCGCGGAAGCGCUGGCGCCCGCGCAAGGAGUUGGAAGGAAUGCGCCGCUUGGAGUCGCUUGGCCGGCCAGAGGUACAGCAGGAGCUCCACUUCCUCAAGGAACGCGAGCAGAAGGUGGCAAAGAUGCUGAGCGAUCAGGAAGCAGAGAUCCGGGAGCUGAAAGGCCUGCUACUUUCGUCCAGUGACAGUGGCAGCCAGGAUCUAGAUGAAGCGUCGCUCCAAGUACUGGAAGCAGAGGAGGCAAUGCUGGUUCAGUCGGUGCAGGAUGCAUUGUCAAAGAUUGGCCAUCGGGCCGAUGGGGCGCACAGGACUUUCACACCCUGGCAGGCAGACGCGCAGGACAGGACCCUGCGCGAGGCUGGGUUUGGAUUCGAGAUGAAUCACAAAGCCGACGAGGCCGCCACACCAAGCUUGCAGAGACUGAGCAGCACGACCACCACUGCGUCCAGGCAAGAGUGGCCUCCAUCGAAGCUUGUUUCCCGCUCAUCCUCUGGACCGCUUCCGCCAUCAGACCGCCCCGGCUCGGAGGUGCGAUGUCAGCAUUGCGGACGGUCUUCCGGACCUGACGGGCACUUCUGCCAAUAUUGCGGAAAGCGACUGGAGCAACCGGCAACUGCACGUGACAAGGACGCGCAAUUGGCGCAGGAAGAGGCCAAAGUGGCAAGACACAAAGAGGAGUUGCGGUUGGAGCAGGCUUUGGCGCUCGCGCAUGAGAAACAGCAAGAGCUGCUGCAGAGCCAGGCACGCGUGCGAGAAGAUGCGACCCAAGCCCAGACAGAGCUUGGCCGAACAGAGCAGCGGUGCAAGCAGCUGGAGAUGGAAGUGGCUUUGCGGAACAAGGACCUUCAGCACGCUCAGGAAUGGCGGGAGCUGCAGAAUCAUAUGCACACGGCUGAGCUUCAUCAUCAGGCGGAAGUUCUUCAGCUGCAACACCGUGCAGCCGCGUGCGCAGAGCAGGAGGAAUGGCAACAGAUGGAAAUCCUGAUGCAGACUUCGCAACGCAAGCACGCCGAGAAGGUGCAGGAGCAGGAAGUGCAGGACCUGAUGUUGUCUGUGGAGCUGGAGCGCUUGGUGGGCUCGGAGCUGCGGGCGCAGAGCUCGGCCGGCAGCGCCAAGGCCACGGAGAGGCUGAAGGACCUCAACGCGCGCCUCGCCGGCCGAGAUCUGGAGAUCUUGGCGCUGGAGAACGCCAUCGAGGGCCACAGAAGCCGACCGAAGGUGGAGGACCUGCAGCGCGCGGAGGGCGAGUCGGCCGCCCUGGCCCAACAGCUCCAGCGCCGGGCCGAGGAGCUCCAGGCGGUGCGGGAGGAGGCUGCGGAGGCGGAGGAGGUGAGGCGGCGCGAGGUCGAGGCGAACGAGGCGCUGCGCCUGGAGGAGGCCAGCGAAGCCAUGCACGGCAGCGAGCUGACCCGGAGGCUGAAAGAGGCGGAGGAGGCCAGGAAAGACUUGGAGCUGCAGCAGGAGAAGUUUCUGCAGCGUAGCCAAGAGGUCAGCGAGUUUGCAGCGCGCGAAGCGGCCUUGGUACAACGCGUGGCACAGCUGGAGAGCCAACUGGAGGAGUUGUCUCGACGGCCAGAACCUCCCAAGGAGGUGGAUGUGCCGCCCGAGCCGAGCAACUCCGACUACGUGUCAACGGCUGAUGAUGAGCUUGACAAGAUGCUGGAGAAGCAGAUUUCUGAGAUGGGCCCAGGCAUUCUGAAGGGCAACACCUUAGAGAGGAUCAGAGACAAGCAGUACAAGCUCAGCGGCAAGAGGGUAGCCAUGCAGCUUUCCGAUGGUGGCGUGGAGGUGCGCGUUGAUGGCAACUACAUUCCUCUCGGCCAUUGGGUACGGGAGCUAAUGGCUCCCGGGGAGAAAGGUAGCGAUGACGCGUUCAGCUUCUUGGAUGCACACUCACAGUUUGCAGCUGUGCGCUAA